Strongylocentrotus purpuratus (purple sea urchin) is the source of this 2458-nucleotide messenger RNA. Its product is annotated as COP9 signalosome complex subunit 1. The record is from RefSeq and is a predicted model, not a curated record. NCBI's taxonomy places the organism in Eukaryota, Metazoa, Echinodermata, Echinoidea, Camarodonta, Strongylocentrotidae. Gene Ontology annotation, molecular function: protein binding. Bases 75 to 1484 code for a protein of 469 amino acids. Gene Ontology annotation, cellular component: COP9 signalosome. The transcript has 14 exons.
CUUUUGUUUUCCUGGCUAGCUUCGCCGAAAUCCAGUUUUCCUUUCACGUCGAAAUUCAGAAAUCACCAGGAAAAAUGCCGCUUCCUAUGUAUAUGCAGGGCCCUGCAGAGCCAAUGCAGGUUGAUAUGCAAGGAGAGGGCUCUGACUCACAGGAAGAAUUGAGGUACAGCGUGGAAAAUCCAACACUGGAUGUGGAAGCUUAUGCAGUAAGUUACAUGGGAUUGGCAAAAAUCAACAGACUCCUCUUUGUCGCCCUCCACUGUCCAGCCUUCAAGAUUGAGUCUCUUCGGAUGGCACUGAACUACACACAGACAACCUACAAUACACACAUGUACCAGCUUGUACACAGGAAACUCACUGAUGCUGUAUCCAAUGCAUCGGUCUUACCCGAUGCCGUAGCCGGUGUAGUGCACAACAUACCUUCUCUGGACACUCAAUGGAUUGAAACAACCAAUAAGAAAGCAGCUCUCAAGCUGGAGAAGCUGGACACGGAUCUCAAGAACUACAAGAGUAACUCUAUCAAAGAGAGCAUCAGGAGGGGUCAUGAUGACCUAGGUGAUCACUACCUAGACCAAGGAGACCUCAGCAAUGCACUCAAGUGUUACUCCAGGGCCAGGGACUAUUGUACCAGUCCCAAACAUAUCAUCAACAUGUGUCUCAAUGUUAUUAAAGUAAGCAUUCAUCUCCAGAAUUGGUCUCACGUGCUAAGCUAUGUCAACAAAGCAGAGGCAACGCCUGAACUGUCAGAGAAAGAUACUAAAGACAAUUUAAUGGUAGCCACCAAGCUGAAGUGUGCUGCUGGAUUAGCUGAGCUAGCUACCAAGAAAUACAAGCCAGCGGCAAAGUACUUCCUGCAAGCUUCCUUUGAUCAUUGUGACUUUCCUGAUCUGAUGUCACCAAAUAAUGUAGCUAUGUAUGGUGGGUUCUGUGCUUUAGCUUCAUUUGAUCGACAAGAACUACAGAAAAAUGUGAUCUCCAGCAGCUCCUUCAAAUUGUUCCUGGAGCUGGAGCCACAGCUGAGAGAUAUUAUCUUCAUGUUCUAUGAGUCAAAGUAUGCCUCCUGUCUCAAGCUCCUAGAGGAGAUUAAAGAUAAUCUGCUCCUUGACAUGUAUCUGGCUCCACAUGUCACGGUCCUCUACUCACAGAUCAGAAACAGAGCUCUCAUACAGUACUUCAGCCCGUAUGUAUCAGCUGACAUGCAGAAGAUGGCCAGUGCAUUCAAUACUUCUGAAGCAGACUUAGAGGAUGAACUCAUGACGCUCAUCUUGGAUGGCCAGAUCAACGCUAGAAUUGACUCACAUAACAAGAUACUGUAUGCCCGAGAGAUUGAUCUGAGAAGCUCGACGUUUCAGAAGUCUCUUCUAAUGGGAAAGGCUUUCCAAAGAAGAACAAAGGCUUUAAUCUUGAGAUCAGCCAUGCUUAGGAAUAACAUUCAAGUUAAGUUCUCUAAUGUGAGUGUGAACGGAGCUACAGGACAAUUCUAGUGCAUCAGAGGGAGUAGCGGUAGGAAGUGGAAUCACCCAGUCAACACGAUGAUGGUAACCGCUCUACAUGUAACAGUCAUUCGAUGCUAUCUUCUAUCCACAUGUACAAUAUUAUCUUAUUAGCAGUGAAAAAAUGUUUCUCAUGUUAUGACAUUAUAACUCUUCUACUUUACUUCUCACAUGUAAAAUGCAUUAUUUGUCAUAUUUGAAACGAUGCACACGACUUUUUCCCCGUAAAUAGGGAUCAAUUUAUUUUAUGUUAACCUUAUAACAGGUCUAAAUGUCAACUGGCGGAUGCAUUGCACAUUAAAACAUGAUUAUUGUGUUCAUAUAAUGAUGCUUUAAUACAAUAGCAGAACUUCAAGGAUGAGAUACAUGAAGUACAUGUAAUGUAAACAUUGUGGUAUUUACAUGUAUACGUACCGAUACAUGUUUAUUUAGGAGAAAGUAAAAAUAUUUGAAACCUUCUUCUUGCUAAUGUUAGGAAAGGGCUUACUUAGUCUUACUCUUUGAAGUGUCCACUAAUACCAGGGCCCCAUAACACAAAAGGUUUGCAAUCAGUUGCAAAAUGACAAUGGCCAAUCAAGAUCAUCCUUGCUUGCACAUAAUGUUCAAAAAGCUGACCGUUAACCGAUCAGAAUCAUUGUUCUAUAUUGGCAAUUGAUUCAAAGCCUCUGUGUUACAGUAUAUGGCUCAGAUGGGAAAAAAGGUACAUGUACAUCCACUGUGGUAAAAAAAAAUGCAAUUUGCAAUAAACUCUGAUGAGAAGUACAUAUACUUAUCUUUAAAGUGACCAUAACUUUUUUUAAAUUAAAUUCACUGAUUUCAAGAGCAACAGUUAUACUCACUCACAUGAUCCUUUGCAGGGCUCAGCACUAGCAGGUGCCGGAACACAAACACAAAAAUUGCGAUGUUAUCGCAUUAAAACUACAGGGGGUCGAAUCUAACGCCCAACCCUUUUAGGGUUAAAGAAA